This is a messenger RNA of Hordeum vulgare subsp. vulgare (domesticated barley), 465 nucleotides long. RefSeq lists its product as uncharacterized. The transcript has 4 exons. The record is from RefSeq and is a predicted model, not a curated record. The coding region runs from base 1 to 465 and encodes 154 amino acids. NCBI's taxonomy places the organism in Eukaryota, Viridiplantae, Streptophyta, Magnoliopsida, Poales, Poaceae.
AUGGCCUCGAGCUCGGGCGUCGGCGGCGGAGGGGCGGACGGGGGCGUCGGGGAUGGAUCGAUGACGCUCGAUGAGCUGUACCACAUCAACGUCGUGCCGGCCGAGCUGCACUUCAAGUUCCGCAAGGAGCUCCAGGGCCUCCGCGUCGGCCUCAACUUCGAGUUCUACAAUCUAGAGGUGAAUGAUUUUGAGGCAAAGGUAGUUUUGAAGCUCCUGGACUUCGACCGGAAGUGGAAGUUCCAGUACAAGCCCAUCAGCGGUGACAUACAGCUGCUUUCCAAGAAGAUUCCAGUUACAAAGUACCUCAACCUUCAGGUUCAGGGUUUAGGCACUCGAUUUGUUUCAGACAUCCGUCAAGUGGCCGGGUUCUGUACUCCAGGUACCUGCGCGCAUGGUGGACGACCAACUGGUGCGGGUGAUAGAGGUCUAAGACGAUGCGGUGGAGCACGGAGGCGCAACGACUAA